UGUCCAAGUUAAACGGUUGUUUAAACAGCAGAGCGAAAAGACGAGUUUUAUUGACAGUUUUUAGUGUCUCGUCUUCAGUUUGUUUCCAUAUGAACCGAUGAUGUUUUCGCGGUGUUCAGGCUAAUUUCUUAACUUUAACAGAAGAUACUUCUCAACGUCCGUUUGUUUUGGGGUCCACUCUCGAGACGCCGGACAGAUGAGAGGAAGAGGAGCACAGCCUUCAUCAUCAUCUUCAGGUAAACCAGUCACUCAGGAUCAGACCAGGAUGGCUCUGAGGAAGCAAACAGCCAAGGAUGUGAGUGACGUUCCCUCUGAGAGCCGACAGAUCGACGAGGACACGCAGGAGGACGAAGCCAUUGACGACGCAGACGCCAAGGUAGAGAGCUGUGAGGACGAGCUCUCAUCAUCUCUUCUGUCGCCGGCAUCAGCGAGACAAAAACGCAUGAGAGAGAGGGAAAACAAAUCAAAAACCAAAGAGAUGACAGAGGAGGAGAUGAUGGACCUGGCCUUACGUCUGAGUGAACAGGAAGCCAGUAACACGGCGCUCAGGCUGCAGCAGGAAGAGGAGGCCAUGAUGAAAGCCAUCCAGGAGAGCAUGGUCGGCCAGACGCAGCAGUGCCCGCCGUCCCAAAGUCAAAGCCUCCUCGCCGAAGCCUCGCUCAGGCUCUGCCCUCGACGGAAACUCCUGUACUCAAACGGGAAGAGGACGUCGGCCGUGGAUCAGGGAGCGUCAGAGGAGACAGACCUGAACCGAGACGUGAAAGGAACUGGAAGUGAAAAUAACAACAGGAAUAAAAAGCGGAGAAGGAAAGAAGGAAGUCCUCUGCUGGAGAUGCCGGACUUGUCUCAGACUCAGGCUUCACCCUGCAGCUCAGAGUCAGAGUUAGUGCUGCUGGACUCUCCACAGAGCUCCGAUUCGACUCAGAUCGACGACUGUCAGCUCCGUAAAUCCCCCGUCUUCCCGUUGACCGGCUGCAGAGCCGAGGUCCACGUCCCCCGGUUGAACCAAGGCCUUCUGGAAACCUGCAGAACCUCAGGGUUUGUGUUGUGCUCUCAGGACAGUCAGACCUCAACCCAGAAGCCACUGCCUGCUCAGCCCAAGAGCCCGACGUUUCCCAAAAGCCCCGGUCACCUCACAGUGUGUCCUAAAAGUCCUGACUUCUCAGAGACCAAUCAGGGCGACGAUGCAGAGACACAGCUGAGUCCUGAGUAUCUUAAAAGUCCCGUAUUCGGCCGGAGUACUCGGUCUGAGACGUCUCCAAGUGCCUGCAAACCGCAAGUCUGCAACACAACCUGUGAAAACUCAGGGUUCACGUUCACCUCUCAGGAGAGUUUAACCUCCACCGUCAGGUCCACGUCCUGUCAGCCCAAGAGCCCGGUGUUCCCGAGAAGCCCCGGUCGUCCUGAGGACCCCCUUCCUCCGUCAGUCCGCAAAAGCUCUGUACUCCCAAAGACUGACCGAGGACCAACUGAGGAGAGUCAGGGUCGCUCUGCCAGCCCGGUGUUUGGCAGGACAGGACGACAACUGAAGACUCAUCUCAACAAGGAGAAGGUUCCCGCCGCCAUCAGGGAUCCUGCUCAGAGUCUGACACAGGACAACAAGAUCGAUCGCAAUCAAGUCAGCAGCCUUAACAAGACUAAUACGUCGUCAGAUGACGAUGUACAGGAGCUGAACGCGACAUCUAAAGACUGUAACUCUUUAGAGGAGACGGAGCUGACCAGUGAUAUGACGCUGCUCUGGUCGGACGAGGACGAGGACGUCACGCCGGUGGGUUCUCCGAGCCCGGUCUUUCCAGAGGAGAGACCCGUCCAUCAGGCCGACAGUCGGGCUGCAUCUUUGAAUCACAUAACAGCAGCUUCUCCAGGGACGAACUGCAGCCUCAGGUGCGUCUCACGCCGGAGUCUCAGCACGUUAAACAACCGGAGCCCAAACAAAGACGUCUCGCCCGGACCUUCUUCCUCUUCUGCGUCUACCUGUGGACAGCAGCAUCAGGGGGCGGUGAGAAGGGCGGCGGCCCCACCUGGGGAACCUGCAGGCGGGCCAAUGGUCCACUACUACUGGGGGGUUCCCUUCUGUCCACGAGGCCUGGACCCAGACGCCUACACACAGGUGAUCCUGGCUCAGAUGGACGUGUACAACAAGAGUCUGAAGCAGGCUCAGAGGUGUCUGCUGAGGAAGGCUGAGUGGGGGGAGGCCAUCCUGCCCCAACCAGAGAAAUCUCCUUCACUUGAAUCUCCUGCUGAAUCACCUGAACACCACGUUCCUCGAAGACGUGGUCUCCGACUCAGAGGCAAAAAACUGUGUGACGCAGACGAGGAAGAAGAGGAGAGGAAGGAUGGAGAGGAAGAGCAAGAAGAGAGAGAGAAAGAGAAGGAAAAAGAAGAGGAGAAUAAUGAGGAAGGAGAGAUACAGGUGGAUACCGACGACUGUGAGGUUUGUCCAGAAACUCAACUGAGCAACAAUGACGACGACGACACGCAAGAUCUGACGAUGGCCGUCGACGCCGGAGUCGUGCCCCGAAUUGAAAGUCCAGACCUCCCCGAGGUCGAGAUGAUUCUCCGAGACGAUUCUCCAGCCGGGGCCAAGCCGCCACAUCAGGAGCAGCAGGAGCAGGAGGAGGAGAUGGAGGUGGACGCUCCGGUGGAUGGAAAGACGGAGGGAAACGUCCCCGUCAGCGGCGACGACAUGAGAGCAGAGGAGGCAGCGGAGGACGGGGAGGACCCAGACGUGGAGGAGAUAAAGGACGGAGGGCUGAAGAGGUCAACAUCUCCGGAGCUGGAACUCCCGGCCUCCGUCAGAGUUCCUCAGAGUCCUGAAGCUAAGGUGGACUGUCCCAUCUGUCAGGGAUCGUUCCCCGUGACGAAGAUCGAGCUGCACGCCGCGUACUGCGAUGGAGAGGUGGCCGUCGUGGAUGAGAGGAGGCCCGACUGUUUCCAAGUGUCUCUGAAGCCUCGUAGGAAGAGAACGAGGAGAUUAGAGUUUACAGAAGAGACAAACGGGUCAUCUAACUCUGGCAAGAACCAGGAGAAGUGUUACAUCUGUCAGAAAGCAGUUCCUUUAAGAGACUACAGCCGACACACCGAGCUCUGCAUCCAACGCCAGGCGUCAAAGACCGAAGCGAAAGGAAACUUGCUGUCAGCUCUGGACCAAACGGAAAACAGGGAUUCAGAGGCCGGGCCGUCCGGAUCUAAACUCCAGCCGAGAGAGGUCAUUGAUCUGCGAGAUGAUGAUGAUGAUGAUGAGGAGGAGGGUGAAGAGGAGGGUGGUGUUUCAGGAUUGAGGGUCAGCAACUCUCCCAUCAGGUCCUUCACUCCGAUCUCAGAGGCCACCGGCUGCCUUAUUGACUUCAAAAAACAGCAGCGAGCCAAGAAGCCGAGCCAAAGACGAAGAUGAGGACGAGGACGACCUCUUGAAAAGCGGUGGUACUGACCGAAAAUACUGGAAACCAGAGCCUUAACUAAAAGACCUAAAGAGUCAACAGGUUACAGGCAACUACACUUUGUUCCUGAUGUCAAACUCUGGAUAUUUAUGCAGGUGAAUGUGUGAACUCUCACAUCUGAAACCCGAUGACGACUCUUUUCUGUGCCACUAAACGUUUUGUAUAUUUACGUUUGUUUGUGUUGAAGAUGUUUCAGACUACCUCUCCUUGUAUCGAAACAUUUCCUCUUUGUUAUUGUAGCAUUCCUUUAAAGUCUUUGAGUUUAUAGCUCGUUAAGUUCAGACGUAACUUUACUGCCCCAUCAGCACCGAAAAUGAGAAGUGAAGCUAGCUGUUAGCAGCCAUGCUAGCUUGUGGGGAUGAGACCACUUUGGUCUUAGGUAUCUCAACAACUAUUGGACAGAUUACUGUGAUAUUUUUUAUAUACUCUUAUGGCCCCCAGAGGAUGAACCCUACUAACUUUGGUAAACCGCUGACUUAAACUGCCUCUUGCGUCCCCUGCAGCUCAAAAUACCUAAAACUAAAUGACCAAAUUCAUCCUCAUCCUGCACUUCAGUGUAAACACAAUACGCCGAAUAUAAGCCUGAUGCUAAUAAUAUGCUCAUUUGUCGGUAUGCUAGCGUUAAAAUGUGACACUAGGAUGUUGCACAAACAUCCUAAAUCUAUAAAUUUACAGUGCUAAUUGUAUAAAUGUUCACAUGCUGAAUUUUUUGCAAAUUUUGUUUUCGUUAAAACGCCCACAACUUUUGAUUUUGAUGUGCGCAUCAGAAAUAACACGCACAAACAGGUGACUGCGAUGGUCACACACCAAAAUAUCCAUCGACUGCUUUGCUAACUUGACUUAAAAAUGAACAGUUUACUUUCUUGUAUGUUCCCCCCACUGCCGACAAGUCCUCCCUCCUCGGCCACUAUUUUUGCAAGUUUGAGAACACGUUCAUGGUCCCUCCCUCCCCUUCCACAUUGUAGCCAAGAUGGCGACCGUCGAGGGCGAGAAGAUCGCUUACAUACGUUAAUUCUCCAGAAAAAGUGUUAGUGUGUUUGAGGAAAAAAUAGCAGACAACAAGCACUUGAAAUAUUUAUUAGAGCUGCAGCUGCUUAUGCUGAUUAUUUUUGGCUGAACUGCAACAAAAAAUGUCCAUGACUGAUUGAGUGAGUGAUCAGGUUUCACCAUUGGUCGACCGGCUGUUCGGACUCUUCCCACUGGCCGUCACUUUGUCAAAAUGAUUUUGUGUGAACAGUUUCUUUUGCAUCAUCAGGGCGCGAGUCAAGUCGCAUUUUGACAGAAACAGUUUUAAAGUAUAUUGAUGUCAUGAACAAAAUUACCCCCAAUGAGUAAAGGCCUUAAAGCUGUAUUACGGCCAGUUCGUUGUUUUUAGCCGCGUUUCAUUUUCGUUUCCAGCUUCAUGACUCGAUCGGAGAAAGUGGAAAAAAAAGCUCAGAAUGUAAAAUCUGGUGAGAAUCAGAUCCUCUGUUUGAAACUCUGAAGAAAGCUUUUGUGCUUUUUCUUGUUUCCUGGCAAAUGUUCACAUUUCUUAGCACAUAAACGGGAGUCAGAGCCUUUUCUCAAUCCUCCUCCAGCCUGUACAGCACGUCUUCAGGCUGAGUUUCCUCUUUAGACUUCCUGGAUCACUGUGUUUAGAGGGAGUUUGCAUCUGUCACUGUCCUGAUUAAUCAUUUUGUUCUUGACUUGUUUUCUUUGUGGACCAUUUUUAUCACUUUCAGACCAAAACGCAGCAGGAAAAUAUCUCAUUCUGCAGAGAUACAGUUUACUGCUUUCUCCCCACUUGGCCUUGAUACUGUAUCAGCACUUUAGACUGAGAGUUUGUUUUGAAUUAGCAGAAGUAAAGUCACUGUAAUACACUGAAAAAA
Lates calcarifer (barramundi perch) is the source of this 5308-nucleotide messenger RNA. RefSeq names its product ubiquitin interaction motif containing 1 (gene uimc1). Gene Ontology annotation, cellular component: BRCA1-A complex. Gene Ontology annotation, molecular function: K63-linked polyubiquitin modification-dependent protein binding; histone binding. Lineage: Eukaryota; Metazoa; Chordata; Actinopteri; Centropomidae. Gene Ontology annotation, biological process: positive regulation of DNA repair; double-strand break repair. Bases 197 to 3394 code for a protein of 1065 amino acids. The transcript has 23 exons. The record is from RefSeq and is a predicted model, not a curated record.